AUGCUAAGGGCUUGCUUCAGACGCUUUUCAACCAGUGCAACUCACAUGCAAGCGGAGUCUCCAAUUUCUUUUGCUGGAGUAGCCAAGACAGUUGCAACCAGUCAUGAAAUGUCCAAUGUCAUUAAUCCCUCCAGUGCUACGUCGACCUCCACGGAGAAAAAUAUCAAGAGAGUUAAUGAACAUACUGUCAAAUAUGUGCUUAACUGUCUAUUCACGAAGAAUAACACCCACUUUACCUAUUGCGCAGUCGUGGAUGAUUUGAACUAUCUGAGAAACAACGCCAAUGCUUCUUACAACGAGAAGUACCUACACUAUCUAAAACUUCCUCAUAAGGUGAAGUUUAGACUCUCUACAGGGAAUCUUGGUUUCCGCAAGGCUGCGCGUGGUGAGUAUGAAGCUGCAUUCCAAACUAGCUCCCGAUUAUUCCAGAUAAUGCAAGAAAAGAGACUGGUGGAUAGAAGCAUUGAGAUCGUGAUGAAAGAUUUUGGCAAAGGCAGGGAGGCAUUUAUUGCAGCAUUGAACGGUAAAGAAGGAAAUAUGGUGCGUAAAAAUGUGGUGAGAAUAAAUGAUGCAACUCCACUGAAAUUUGGUGGUGUUAGAGCUCCAAGACAAAGGAGACUAUGA
Messenger RNA from Lachancea fermentati, 624 nucleotides. NCBI's taxonomy places the organism in Eukaryota, Fungi, Ascomycota, Saccharomycetes, Saccharomycetales, Saccharomycetaceae. The record is from the annotation of a GenBank genome assembly.